Myotis myotis is the source of this 1029-nucleotide messenger RNA. It is a transcript of the gene THAP10, whose product is annotated as THAP domain containing 10. NCBI's taxonomy places the organism in Eukaryota, Metazoa, Chordata, Mammalia, Chiroptera, Vespertilionidae. The record is from RefSeq and is a predicted model, not a curated record.
AUGGCAGGCGUCAGUCCAGGAUCUGUUAGAUCUGCAUUAGAAAUGACGCUACAGCAGAGAUUCAAAGAGACCAAAACGGGUCAGGUCCCAGGCAACCCGCUCAGGGGUUACUAUGGAAACAACGAUUUCCGGUCUGGUCCUCUCCCAAAUCUGCGGUUUGUGGGGGCGGGGCCGGUUGGACCCCCGGGGAAGGAAACGCGCGGGACCCCGGCUUCCCCGCGCCAGGCCGCCUCCGCGCCAGCCGUGGUUCCGCUUCCCCGAGGACCGGCCGCGCGGGGCCGCCGCGCCCACUGGCCGGGGGGUGACUUUGUGAUCUGCGCUGACCACUGCGCUCCCGCCUGUUGAGACGUCUCUUCGGUGAUCCAGAAGAACCUGCGAUUCCCCCAGCGCCUGCGGCUGGUGGCGGGCGCCGUGUCCGCCCGGCACCCUGUGUCCCCCCAGUACCUACGGGUAACCAGAGGGGGCCACGCGGGCGGCCCUGAGAAGGCGGAGAGCCCGGGCAGGCGGGCACUCCAGCCGCCGCGUCCGGCCUCCCGGUUUGCCCCGGCCGGGGGAGGGCUGCGGCUUCACCGGGGAGGGGCUGGCCGGGGCCGCCGCGGGUGGUGGAGAGACCCUCAGACCGUGGGCGGGCGCAUCCGCGUGGGAAAUCACUCGUCUCUAAGGUGUCCGUUGUCCUGGAUUGCAUUUGAAAAUGAAGUUGUACAAACACUACAUGUUGAUAAUCUAUUAAAUGAUGUCACUUCAGCACCUAUUCACUGUGAAGAAGGCUCAGUGCAUAAAAGCAAACAGGUUUCUCUGAAAAGGCCAAACUCAUUGAUAAUUUAUUCUCUUUCCAGUAAUCAGGCCAAAGUGAAAGUGUUUGGGAAACUUCUGUGUAAUGCAACUAGUCAGGCUGAUGAAUUAUAGUCUAGAACUCCCUCUAUCUUUGGCAUUUACUCCAAUGACUCGACAGAUUCAGCCUUGGACAUCAAGAGUGAACAGAAUAAAUUGUCUUAUAUAGAUAAGCAAGUGAAAGAAGAGACCAGUUAA